Molecule: messenger RNA, 1830 nt
Organism: Pongo pygmaeus (Bornean orangutan)
Lineage: Eukaryota; Metazoa; Chordata; Mammalia; Primates; Hominidae
Gene: DALRD3
Product: DALR anticodon binding domain containing 3
Exons: 11
Coding region: 3-1679 (558 amino acids)
Biological process (GO): tRNA C3-cytosine methylation; arginyl-tRNA aminoacylation
Molecular function (GO): tRNA binding; ATP binding; arginine-tRNA ligase activity
Source: RefSeq, a predicted model, not a curated record
CCAUGGCGACCAGGCGCCUUGGGGUGGGGGAGAUGCUGGGGGCCCUUAACGCGGCCCUGGGGCCAGGCGGUCCGGUGUGGAUCAAGGAGAAGCGCACCCGCCACCUGCGUUCCCGAGACUUUUUGGCACCGCAUCGCGCGCUGCAGGCGCGCUUCGAUGACGGCCAGGUUCCGGAGCAUUUGCUCCAUGCCCUCGCCUGCCUGCAGGGCCCCGGUGUGGCCCCGGUGCUGCGCUGCGCGCCGACCCCCGCGGGUCUGUCUCUCCAACUGCAGCGGCCCGCUGUCUUCGAGCGCGUCCUCAGCGCCGUGGCCGCCUAUGCCACGCCCGCCUCGCCUGCCUCGCUGGGCCAGCGCGUCUUACUACACUGCCCAGCACUGCGCAGCUCCCCCUGCGCACUCCGCUUGAGCCAGCUGCGUACCGUGCUCGUGGCCGAUCAUCUGGCGCGAGCCCUGCGCGCUCACGGGGUGUGCGUGCGCCUAGUGCCAGCUGUGCGGGAUCCGCACAUGCUGACCUUCCUGCAGCAACUGCGGGUGGACUGGCCCGCUGCCUCGGAGAGAGCUUCCUCCCACACCCUGAGGAGCCACGCCCUUGAAGAACUUACCUCUGCUAAUGACGGGAGGACACUGUCCCCUGGCAUCCUAGGCAGACUGUGUCUGAAGGAGCUGGUGGAAGAACAGGGCCGCACAGCUGGCUAUGACCCCAACCUGGACAACUGUCUGGUGACUGAGGAUCUCCUCUCUGUGCUGGCUGAGCUGCAAGAGGCUCUAUGGCAUUGGCCCGAGAACAGCGACCCAGGCCUGGCUGGGGCCCCAGAUACUGGUACAGACGGCUGCCUGGUUGUACAUGUUGUUAGCUGUGAGGAGGAGUUCCAGCAACAGAAGUUGGACCUGCUUUGGCGGAAGUUGGUUGACAAGGCUCCACUCAGACAGAAGCACCUGAUCUGUGGCCCUGUGAAAGUAGCUGGUGCACCUGGCACUCUGAUGACUGCCCCUGAGUACUACAAGUUCCGACAUGCCCAGGUGUGCAAGGCCUCAGCACUGAAGCAUGGUGGGGAUCUGGCACAAGACCCAGCCUGGACAGAGAUCUUUGGUGUUCUCUCUGUGGCCACCAUCAAGUUUGAGAUGCUGAGCACAGCCCCACGGAGUCAGCUCUUCCUGGCUCUGGCUGACAGCAGUAUCUCCACGAAGGGCACAAAGAGUGGCACCUUUGUCAUGUAUAAUUGUGCCCGUCUUGCCACACUCUUUGAGAGUUACAAGUGUAGUAUGGAACAAGGUCUGUACCCCACUUUUCCUCCUGUGAGCAGUCUGGACUUCUCACUGCUACAUGAUGAGGGUGAAUGGUUGUUGCUCUUCAACAGUAUCCUCCCCUUUCCGGAUCUGCUAAGCCAGACAGCAGUGCUGGACUGCACAGCCCCGGGGCUCCACAUUGCUGCACGCACAGAGAUGGUGAGGCAUAGACAACCAGGACACUCUACACUCUAUUCUUUAUUCUGGCCUGGGGCACAAGAGCAAAGAGAUGGGCCAGUGACUCAGUCUCUGUCUCUAGAUAUGCAAGUUCCUGGUACAGCUCAGCAUGGAUUUCAGCUCCUACUACAACCGGGUACACAUCCUGGGGGAGGCUCGACCACACCUCUUUGGUCAGAUGUUCGUCCGCCUGCAGCUUCUGAGGGCUGUGCGUGAGGUGCUCCAUACUGGCCUGGCUAUGCUGGGUCUCCCUCCACUGAGCCACAUCUAAGGCCACAGAGGCUCCAAUACUUGGGAAUGUUCACAAAGUCAUCAACUGGAAAAAAAGCAAAAACCCACGGCCAAAAUAAAUUGGUACUGUUACGAA